Molecule: messenger RNA, 702 nt
Organism: Aspergillus bombycis
Lineage: Eukaryota; Fungi; Ascomycota; Eurotiomycetes; Eurotiales; Aspergillaceae
Exons: 3
Coding region: 1-702 (233 amino acids)
Source: RefSeq, a predicted model, not a curated record
AUGGAAACUCUCGUAAGCUACGGCGUUACCUACCUAUUAACGAAUAACUCUACCCUAGCAACCGUCGUUGCGGCUGUCUACGGACUCUUCCUCAAAUCAUCCACGAAUCGUCUCUCUGUCUCCGCGAUUCUACUAUGUCAAUCACCAGAAUACUCCUUAACCAAGUCGGAUAUCGACGAAUUUUUAUCCAGGUCGUACGGAAGAGAUAACCGUGAGUGGUCAUGUACGCGUACCACUAUUGACGAAAAUUACGAAGGACCAGCACAGACAGCUGUUCAUAUUAAUCUUGAGCACGAAAGCAUGCUGUACGAUGACUCACUUCGUGAGCUUCCCAUUCGUCAACUAUGCAGUAAGCUCGUUGGCUUGCAUACAUUCAAAGAACACCGCUUCCGCAUCGUGCCUGAUCGUGCUGGCGAGGAUCUAGAUGACAUCGGUCAGCUUUUUGGUAGCUGUUUGGUACUGAUGCAUUUAAAGGAUAUAUAUGAACGAUGCUCUGGGGAUGAUUUGGGUGACGAUGGAUGCUACUCUGAGGGGAGGUUUAUUAGUCUGUUUCAGAAGUUCGCAGACGAGUACGGAGAGUAUAUCGAGUCUCUGUCAGAUGCAAAGGUCUUUGAGAUUCUUGGGGACAUUGAUGAUCCUAAGUUCGGGAGGAUGCUCAAUGAGCUUAGAAAACGGCUUACGAAGAGGACGUUGAGGAACUGA